This is a messenger RNA of Effrenium voratum, 186 nucleotides long. The record is from the annotation of a GenBank genome assembly. NCBI's taxonomy places the organism in Eukaryota, Dinophyceae, Suessiales, Symbiodiniaceae.
AUGAAAUCACUGGGUACGGAACAGUACGGCAGCGGCAAGGGCGAGGACUACUGGAAAACCGGCCAGGUGAAGGCGAAGCUGAUUGAAGUCCUGCAGCUUCUCAUCAAAACCCACCAGGAGCGGCGGGCACAGAUCACGGACGAAGAAGUGCGGGAGUGGAUGCAGGUGAGGCGCCUGAAUUUCUGA